Molecule: messenger RNA, 2394 nt
Organism: Penicillium pulvis
Lineage: Eukaryota; Fungi; Ascomycota; Eurotiomycetes; Eurotiales; Aspergillaceae
Product: DUF803 domain membrane protein
Exons: 2
Coding region: 1-2394 (797 amino acids)
Biological process (GO): magnesium ion transport
Cellular component (GO): membrane
Molecular function (GO): magnesium ion transmembrane transporter activity
Source: RefSeq, a predicted model, not a curated record
AUGGAAGCCCAUACAUUAUCGCACGCAUCCACCCUCCUCGCCCGGGCCGACUCCAGCAGUCGUCCAUCCUACUACAAGGCGAUCGGCAUUUCUCUUGCGGUCGCAUCGGGCGUCUUUAUCGGUAUAUCGUUCGUUUUGAAGAAGGUUGGUCUGCUCAGGGCAAAUGUUAAGUACAAUGAAGAAGCUGGAGAGGGAUAUGGCUAUCUGAAGAAUUUUCUUUGGUGGACUGGCAUGACCCUGAUGAUUAUUGGCGAAAUCUGCAACUUUGUUGCUUACGCUUUUGUCGACGCCAUCCUAGUUACACCCUUGGGCGCCUUAUCCGUGGUAAUCACUACGGUCUUAUCUGCAAUCUUUCUCAAGGAAAGACUGAGCUUUGUCGGCAAAGUUGGUUGCUUCUCAUGCAUUGUUGGGUCAGUGGUGAUUGCGUUGAAUGCGCCCGAGCAGUCUUCGGUCAGCAACAUUCAAGAAAUGCAACACUAUGUUAUCGCGCCUGGAUUCUUGACAUAUGCAGGUGUCAUCAUUGUCGGUUCUAUAUUCACUGCUUGGUGGGCAGGGCCCCGAUAUGGCAAGAAGAGCAUGUUCGUCUACAUCAGCAUUUGCAGCAUGGUUGGUGGCUUAAGUGUGGUUGCAACCCAAGGUCUGGGAUCAGCGAUUAUAGCCUGGAUCGGGGGUGAGCCACAGUAUAAACAGUGGUUUCUCUGGGUUUUACUUGUCUUUGUUGUUUGCACGUUGCUGACAGAGAUCAUCUUUCUGAACAAAGCGCUGAAUCUUUUCAAUGCGGCCCUUGUCACGCCGACCUACUAUGUCAUGUUCACCAGUGCCACGAUUGUGACCUCCGCCAUCUUGUUCCAAGGAUUCAAGGGUACUGCCACGGAAAUUACGACUGUGAUUAUGGGAUUCCUGCAGAUCUGCACCGGUGUAGUCCUUCUUCAGAUAUCGAAGUCUGCUAAAGAUGUUCCCGAUGCUGCUGUUUUCAAAGGUGAUUUGGACCAAAUUCGUGAGGUGGUCACGCAGGAGGAGCCAGAAUCGGAGCCCAGGGCAGACUCGAUCCGCGGUGCAGCCUCUAUCAUUCGCCGCAUCUCAACUGCCCGUCGCACCAUGGAGUCUGAUGAGGCCCGGCGCUUUUUCCACGAUAAACAUGAAGAUUCCCUCAAGCCUCCGGGUGAGAACGAAAUUAUUGAAUGGGAUGGCCUCCGCCGGCGGAAGACUGUCCUCGGACAAGGGCCAACGAUGUCUCGUGCAUCUACCCCUCGAUCACCCUCAAUCAAGCAACAGUUUCCACCGCUCGGGAUGUCGCACUUUCCUGAUCCAGAGGAUGAGGAAGAUCGACCAACCACCAAGCAAAGUGGACAUUCUUUCCUGUCUGACACUCGGUCUCGGAUGUCAAGUCUGCGUCACCCUCAGCAGUGGAUUCCACUGAAAGAGCAGGAUGAAAAGAACACCGGGUCACAGGAUGCCCCGGUGUCUCAGGAUGGUGAUGCGGUUGACACAGAAUACCACGGUGCUGCGGCCCGCCCUUUUGGACGUGAGCGAAGCGACACCCCUCGAUCCAUCGCCUGGGCCGAUGAGAAAGCCGAUGACCCGAGUCUUGAGCCUCCGGUGAACACCGCACGUCGUCAGUUCUCCUUCAACAGCGUGCUGAGCCGCAUGAAACCAACCCGUGAUCCAUCCCCCAAGCGCCUCGCCAGUCCGCCCCGUGGUAUUCUUCGUCGGACCACAAACUCAGGAACGGAAGAAGAACGACUUGGUCUUGUGAAGGGAGAUUCUCGAACCGUACAGCCAGAGGAGAGUCUUGGUGAGAAAUUGGAGCGCUGGUCGAGCAGCGAGUCGGAUCUCAGCGAAGUCCAACCCCAACCAUUGCGCACCAGCCGCCCUCACGGAGAUUCUGUGUCAUCCAUGUCGACCGCAGCCUUCCCACCGUAUGAGGACCACCACCAUGCGCUCUACUCUGCACCAGGUGCUUCUGGGUCGAACCCUUACUAUCUUCCGCCGACGCGACAAGCAGUGUCACCAGAACAUGUCGAGGAGUAUGAUGGCUGGCAGUUACCCCCGUCCAGUGCUCGCGGUCACAAUCGCACGCGAACAAACUCAUCGACUCAUGGCCGCGCCCCACCGCCCUCUCAGUCCUCCUUCUCUACGCACCGUCACCCUAACCCGCUUCCGUCUUUGCCCGAUGAGACUGCUAUGGGUGUGAGAUCCGUCUCCUCUGGCUCGUCCGAUAUGGGCGUUGCUUCCAUAACCUCAUCUACCGAAGCUCAAGACACUGAGAAUACUCGCCCUUAUCGCGUGUCUCGCCAAAACAGUGGCUGGCGUCGGCAUAUGUCCGAGCUGAGCAGUCAUGACGGCGAACCACCUGAGGCCAGAGGGAACGGUCGGGGUGGUGCAUUUGUCUGA